Molecule: messenger RNA, 2026 nt
Organism: Pecten maximus
Lineage: Eukaryota; Metazoa; Mollusca; Bivalvia; Pectinida; Pectinidae
Product: probable U3 small nucleolar RNA-associated protein 11
Biological process (GO): rRNA processing
Cellular component (GO): nucleolus; small-subunit processome
Source: RefSeq, a predicted model, not a curated record
UCUUCAGCGUAGAGGAAUGAAUGCACAACAUCCGGUUGAAAGUCAACACGUGUGGUAAAGAAGCUAAAAGAAAACAUAUUCUAAUAUCGAGGUCAUUUGUUUGCUAAGAUGGCAUCAUUAAGAAAUUUGGAGAAAGCUAGAGCGAGGAAGCACAGGGAAAGAAGCCAGCCGGCUGCUAGAGCAAAAUUGGGAUACCUGGAAAAGAAGAAGGAUUAUAAGGAAAGAGCAAGUGACUACCACAGACAACAAAACACAUUAAAAGCUCUGAAGAAGAAAGCACUGAACAGAAAUCCAGAUGAAUUUUACUUCAACAUGGUCAGAACCCAGAAGGUGGAUGGGGUACACCAAAGAAAGGAAGAGACAGAACCAGAGGUGACAGAGGUUCAAACUAAAUUCAUGUUUUCUCAGGAUCUUCGAUACGUCAAUAUGAAACGGACAGCAGAACUAAAGAAAAUUGAGAAGUUGAAGUCAUCUUUGCAUCUCCUUGACAGUGAAGACAAACCAAAAAACAAACACACAAUUUUUGUUGACACAGAGAAAGAUGUCAAGAAGUUUGAUGCAGCAAAGCACUUUGACACUCAUCCUUCCCUUCUUGGACGAGCCUACAAUAGACCCACCACACAAAUGUUACAGACAGGGCAGAUUCCAGCCCCGGCCGACCAAACGGAACUAGAGGAACUGGCGAAGGAACAGGAGAAAAAAUACAAGGAACUCACCAAGCGGAUUGAACGUGAAAAAGAACUACGCAUUAUUGCACAGAAACUGGAAAUGAAAAAACAUCUAAUGGCUAAAAAAGAAAAGAAGAAGAAAAUAGCUGACGAGACAAAAACAUCUGCAGCUCAAUACAGAUGGUGUACACAAAGGAAAAAAUGAACAAGUCACAGAUGAAAAUAUUCAUGUUAAAAGAAUUGGGCAGAGAAAGUUUGCAGUCUGCAGAAUGUGAUAUGAGUCAAAGAUGCCUAGUUGAACUCACCUGUUUUUAGCCUAAUGCAUUCCAGGAAAAUCAGUUUCAACUAGCCCCAACUUUAACACGCUGUUACUAGUCUCAUCUUUGUCUCAAUGGUCUGCCAUCUCACGUUUUGAUUACUGGGAAAUGUGCAAUAUUAUUGAUUCAGACAUGUCUACGUGUACAGUAUGGUACACGGGAGAGUUUGUCCAGACACGUCUACAUGUACAUUAUGAUACACAGGAGAGUUUGUCAGACAUGUCUACGUGUACAGUAUGAUACACGGGAGAGUUUGUCAGACAUGUCUACAUGUACAGUAUGAUACAGGAGAGAGUUUGUCAGACACGUCUACAUGUACAUUAUGAUACACAGGAGAGUUUGUCAGACAUGUCUACGUGUACAGUAUGAUACACGGGAGAGUUUGUCAGACAUGUCUACGUGUACAGUAUGAUACACGGGAGAGUUUGUCAGACAUGUCUACGUGUACAGUAUGAUACACGGGAGAGUUUGUCCAGACAUGUCUACGUGUACAGUAUGAUACACAGGAGAGUUUGUCAGACACGUCUACAUGUACAGUAUGAUACACAUGAGAGUUUGUCCAGACAUGCCUUCGUGUACAGUAUGAUACACGGGAGAGUUUGUCCAGACAUGUCUACGUGUACAGUAUGAUACACAGGAGAGUUUGUCCAGACAUGUCUACGUGUACAGUAUGAUACACGGGAGAGUUUGUCCAGACAUGUCUACGUGUACAGUAUGAUACAUGGGAGAGUUUGUCCAGACACGUCUAUGUGUACAGUAUGAUACACGGGAGAGUUUGUCAGACACGUCUACAUGUACAGUAUGAUACACGGGAGAGUUUGUCAGAUAUGUCUACAUGUAUAGUAUGAUACACGGGAGAGUUUGUCCAGACAUGUCUAUGUGUACAGUAUGAUACACGGGAGAGUUUGUCAGACAUGUCUAAGUGUACAGUAUAAUACACGGGAGAGUUUGUCAGAUAUGUCUACGUGUACAGUAUGAUACACGGGAGAGUUUGUCAGACAUGUCUACAUGUACAGUAUGAUACACGUGAGAGUUUAUCAG